Peronospora farinosa is the source of this 3288-nucleotide messenger RNA. The record is from the annotation of a GenBank genome assembly. Lineage: Eukaryota; Oomycota; Peronosporomycetes; Peronosporales; Peronosporaceae.
AUGGAAGACGACGAAAGCUUGUCCAGCGUGGAUCAAUUCUUACGGGACAAUGGGUUCAGUAUCUCCGAUACGGCGUUAGGUCUUACAUCUUUUAGUGGAGAUGAAGUAUUAGAUGAUGAACUGCUACUUAGUGACGCGGAGGAACGUCACAUAUCGUCGUCUGAGGGCAAUAGUACGAAUCAAUCGCCACGUUUUGUGCUCUUGGAGGAUGAGGGGCUACUAUUAGAGCAACAAGACAAGAAAAGAGACAGCAAUAAUAACCACGACAUGGAUACAGUGGACGACAGAUUGAUUUUACAGGAACAAUAUCAACAGGAACAGGGUUUACUAGACACGUCGGUGUUUUUUCGAGGCUCGGAACUCUCUCAAUCUUAUGAUACGCUCCGUAUGAACAAUCAAGACCGAGAGAUGCCGUCGGUAGCGUCUGUAUCAUGUUCUUCUUCUUGUUCUUCUUUCUCUGCUUCGUUGCUAAUGGCCCAGCAGCUGGGAGAAGAGCAAGACUUGACAUUGUUGUCGUCAGGGUAUCAGAUGAUACCGCAGCAAAAAGAGAUGGAACAUGUGACGAUGGUGUCUGCAGCUUCAUCUGUAUCAUUGCCACCAUCACUGUCACCGUCAUUCGAUUCGUACUCGGGCUCGUCUGUUUCAUCGGAACGAGGACUGGAUAAUGAACUGAGUGAUGCACUUGGAGUGCCUCGAUCAUUGACUGGAGCGGAUCGAUUGAGUUUAUUGUCAAGGAUGUCGAGAGAGGAGGGUCUAAAGCACAGAAAGCGAACAGCAGAUGAUCAAGAUCGGCAGACACAACAAUCAACGACAUUGCGUACAUCAAGAACGCAACGAGGACUGGUUGCAGAUGAUGGAGAUGCUGAACAUUCGAUUAAAGAUAGUAGUCAGGAUGAACAUGCUGUCAAAUCGAUGCAUGGUUCGGAUGGUCAAAGUAGUAGACAGAAUCGACCGCAAAGUGACGAAAAUGGCUUGGAUUAUGCAGAAGCCGAUGAGAAGAAAGAGGACAACGACGAUAAGAGCACUCGAUAUACUCCUGCGGAGAACGAGCAGAACCUUAAGCGUGAAGAUGCAGUUGUAAUUGACGAAGGCGCCUGGAACGGACUCAAUGACCUGUUACGGAAAAAUGGGCUUCCGGCUGUUCGAUUUCAUAAUGUUGGAUCAGAGGUGCUUCCAGACCAGGAGUCACUUUUCAGUGUUAUUCACGACUUUGGAGUGCAGUUGGAACACAAGAACUCGACGAUUGAAGAUUUAGUAUUAGCAUCCCAACGCAACUCAAAAGUACGACGUAGGCGAGAGAGCGAACUUCAAGCUAUCGAAAUGAAGAAUGAGGAAACACUAAAGACUUUGGAGAAAGCAAAAGCGGAAAUUCAACGUCUGAAGGCUUCACAGAAAAAGGAAAAUGAAAGCGCCGAGCUCUUGUCGAAAAAGCUCAAGAACUCGUGUCUCCGACUGCAGCAGCAGCUUAAGGUCAGCGAGCACCGCGUCAAAGCCAAAGAGAUUAUUAUCGAGAAAAUGCAGACCAAGAUUCAGCAGCAAGUGGAUAAGGAUACUUUGAAUAAGAUGCGAGACCGGCGCGCCUUCCGUAAUCUUCAGGACCGCGAUCCGCGACGUGCUAACCCGCGUGACUCCCAGACGCUUGACACAAUAGGUGUGUAUGAAGCGCAGCGUGAGCAGAUGCAGGAAGAGAUUGAUUAUCUCAAGUCACAAGUGGCUGCGCUUAAUAGUGAACUUCGUGACAAGGAUAAUUUCAUCGCACGACAAGCACGCGCAUCCUUGAACAAUGAACCUCCAGCGUGGGAGCGGUGCUUAGAUGAGAGCAACAUUGGCCGUGUAUCUGUAACCCAGUCGCGGCUUCGAAACAACCAACAACACGAAUCGUCGUCUGUUGCUUCGGACGAAGUGAUGCUGGAGCAACUUGAAGCGGCCCGACGUGAACAGGAAGUGACUGCAGCAAAGUUGCGGCAUCGUGAGGCUGUGAUGGUCGAGAAAGUUGCAAUGAUUGAACAAGAGCUGCUUGCGGCUCGCGAGACUAUCUGCGAACUAAAAGAAGAGAAUGCGAAUUUAUCCUUGGAGGCGGACUCACGUCCUAGUAUACGUGACUACCGCCUAAACCAGCGUCGCAUCCGCCAGUUAGAGCGGCAGAUAGCGGAGACUAAGCUCGCGCUGGAAGAAGCCAGUGACCUUAAUGAACUGCGCAAGUAUAUGGGGACGAAAGAGCUUGUGAAGCGUGAUCGUUUAACUCACGGAUUGCAUCUUAGCCGGCUUGACUCACUUCCGCGUGAGACAACACUGGAGGUCGUAAAGCAUGUUUGCCGCGUGCUUCACCUCACGGACAUUACUCUCAUUGCACCGAGUCUUGAUAAGAUUUGCAGUGUGGUCACAGCAGUUCCGCGCAUGGAGAAAUUUAUCCGUGGCGUUUGCGGAUUCGUUUCCUUGCAUUUGAAUGACAAUGCGGACAUAUCUAGCGUGAGUUUCGAGCUGGAACAGGUUAUCCCUACAUUACAACAGUGGGCGAUGGAGCGCAGAAAGCUGUACGCUUUGGAAGAAUUCAAGACGUCAGUUCUCACUGAGUUGUGCAAGCGGACUGUCGAGUCAGGUAUUGUGAACGAUAGUGAGGACAGCAGCGGUGACGAGAGUUCGCUCGGCCACCCAACGACUUUGUCACGCGCUAUUCACAUGGUUUCAGAACUGGUGGAACUCGAGAAAAGUAUCAUGUAUCACCGUGAAAUGUAUACUCAAGCUGCUGCAGAAGUAGAGCGCCGCCCAAAUGUGUUAACCAACCAGAUUGUAAAACACUUCUCACAUGUUUUUCAAGUCAAGAAUAUUGAAGGCGUUCUUCCAAAGAUCAAUGAAAUCUAUUUGCAAGUAAACGAAAUCAAGAACUUCUUACACGCAACUCGCGACGUUCUUCACCUCAGAAAAAAUACCUCGUUAGUACACUGCUUGAAUGUCAUUAAGGAACGACUACAGGAAGGUGCAGUCGAUGCAACUCGCUUCCAUACAGAAAAUCCGAGCAGUGAUGACACAGAAGACUAUGCUGGCAAGAGCCAAAACUACGUCGUUGAAAAAAUUCGAUCCCCGGUGAGCGCACGCGAUAGACAUUUGGAAACAGACUUGGUAGGUGUUCAACAAGUUCGGCGGAUGAGUAUUUUGAUCAGGAAGCUUAAACGAGAACUAGGCGCAACCACAAUGGACGAUAUUUUGCCGCGGACGAAACGUUUGAUGGAGCUUUUGAGUAUGUCCAUUCAUCAUACUGACCCCGAAGACGACAACGAUUACGAAUGA